This is a messenger RNA of Coregonus sp. 'balchen', 26162 nucleotides long. The record is from the annotation of a GenBank genome assembly. NCBI's taxonomy places the organism in Eukaryota, Metazoa, Chordata, Actinopteri, Salmoniformes, Salmonidae.
AUGGAGGUGAGCUUGGCAAAGGCUCUAUCUUUGGUGGCCAUCUUUGCAGGUAAGAAAAAGCUAAAUGUGAUUUUACACUGUAGUUACAUUGUAAUUGAUCAAGACUGUACAUUUGUAACAUGUGUCUGUGUUGUUUAUCUCAUUAUUUCCCAGUGCUCCUGCAGUUUUGUCCAGAGAGCCUCAGUUUGGAGCUCAGCCCCAGCGAGAAGGAGGUCACACUGAGCACCAACUCCUCCUUCACAGUGGUCUGUUCUGGUUGGAGCAAGGUGACCUGGAAGUCUGCCCAUGACCCCAGCCUGGAGGGAGUGUCUGUGGAGAACAGGGGAACCACCAGUGUGCUGGUCCUCCACAACGUCACCUGGAGACACUCUGGGAACUACGUCUGUGAGGAGUCCUCGACAGAGGAGACCAAGGACAUUUCAGUGUUUGUACCGGGUGAGACUAAACACCCUGUAUAAACCUUCUAUUGUUUUUUUGUGUGUUGUUUUUAAGGAUUGGGGCAGUUCCACUCCUCAUGUAUUUGUUAGUUUUUUAUUGGAUGGGACAGAGGUAGAGAGGAGAGAGUGUUCUGAAAUAGCAGUAUGUAUUAGAUGUGAUCCGGAGGCAGCGGCAUAGACAGCUAGACCAUCCUAGACCAUCCUAUCCCAUCCUAGACCAUCCUAGACCAUCCUAGACUAUCCUAGGCCAUCCUAUCCCAUCCUAGACCAUCCUAGCCCAUCCUAGACUAUCCUAGGCCAUCCUAGACCAUCCUAGACCAUCCUAGCCCAUCCUAGACUAUCCUAAGCCAUCCUAGCCCAUCCUAGACUAUCCUAGCCCAUCCUAGACCAUCCUAGACCAUCCUAUCCCAUCCUAGACCAUCCGAGACCAUCCUAGCCCAUCCUAGGCCAUCCUAGACCAUCCUAGACCAUCCUAGCCCAUCCUAGACUAUCCUAGGCCAUCCUAGCCCAUCCUAGACUAUCCUAGCCCAUCCUAGACCAUCCUAGACCAUCCCAUCCUAGACCAUCCUAGGCCAUUCUAUGCAACCCUAGACUAUCCUAGGCCAUCCUAGACCAUCCUUGGCCAUCCUAGACUAUCCUAGCCCAUCCUAGACCAUCCUAGACCAUCCUAGGCCAUCCUAGACCAUUCUAGGCCAUCAUAGGCCAUGAAUCAAUUACAGGAGGACGAUGGAAGGACAAACUGUGACAAUUCAAAGCUAAUACAAAUCAGUGCUGGUUUCACAAUUGACUUCCCUUCCAUAUGGUGGACAUACACUACCGCUCAAAAGUUUUAGGACACCUACUCAUUCAAGGGUUUUUCUUGAUUUUUCCUAUUUUUUACAUUGUAGAAUAAUAGUGAAGACAUCAAAACUAUGAAAUAACACAUAUGGAAUCAUGUGGUAAACAAAAAAAGUGUUAAACAUAUCAAAAUAUAUUUUAUAUUUGAGAUUCUUCAAAUAGCCACCCUUUGCCUUGAUGACAGCUUUGCACACUCUUGGCAUUCUCUCAACCAGCUUCACCUGGAAUGCAUUUCCAACAGUCUUGAAGGAGUUCCCACAUAUGCUGAGCACUUGUUGGCUGCUUUUCCUUCACUCUGCGGUCCGACUCAUCCCAAACCAUCUCAAUUUGGUUGAGGUCGGGGGAUUGUGGAGGCCAGGUAACAGUGUCACCAGCAAUGCACCCCCACACCAUAACCCCCCCUCCUCCAUGCUUUAAGGUGGGAAAUACACAUGCAUGGAUAAUCUGUUCACCCACACUGCAUCUCACAAAGACACGGCGGUUGGAACCAAAAAUCUCCAAGUUGGACUCCAGACCAAAGGACACAUUCCCACUGGUCUAAUAUCCAUUGCUCGUCUUUCUUGGCCCAAGCAAGUCUUUUCUUCUUAUCGGUGUCCUUUAGUAGUGGUUUCUUUGCAGUAAUUCGACCAUGAAGGCCUGAUUCACACAGUCUCCUCUGAACAGUUGAUGUUGCAUUUAUUUGAGCUGCAAUUUCUGAGGCUAGUAACUCUAAUGAACUUAUCCUCUGCAACAGAGGUAACUCUGGGUCUUCCUUUCCUGUGGCGGUCCUCAUGAGAGCCAGUUUCAUCAUAGCGCUUGAUGGUUUUUGCGACUGCACUUGAAGAAACUUUCAAAGUUCUUGACAUUUUCUGUAUUAACUGACCUUCAUGUCUUAAAGUAAUGAUGGACUGUCGUUUCUCUUUGCUUAUUUGAGCUGUUCUUGCCAUAAUAUGGACUUGGUCUUUUACCAAAUAGGGCUAUCUUCUGUAUAACCCCUCCUACCUUGUCACAACACAACUGAUUGGCUCAAACACAUUAAGAAGGAAAUAAAUUCCACAAAUUAACUUUUUUGGUUACUACAUGAUUCCAUAGGUGUUAUUUCAUAGUUUUAAUGUCUUCACUAUUAUUCUACAAUGUAGAAAAUAGUAAAAAAUAAAGAAAAACCCUUGAACGAGUAGGUGUGUCCAAACUUUUGACUGGUACUGUAUACCUGACCUCUGUCCUCCCCCUCAGACCCGGAGGAAUGGUUUGUUCCCCUGGGGCCAGGAGUAGUAAUGAAGGAGGGAGAGGAAGGUACCAUUCCCUGCGUGGUGUCUGACCCCGGCGUUAACGUGACCCUGUAUGAGCGGGCCAGCCAGGCCCCUGUGGAAGGAACAUAUCAUCCCAGUAAAGGGUUCACCGCCGUCCUGAAAGACAGCUCCUACAUCUGCCGAGGUGCCAUGAACGGAGAGGAGAAGGCAUCCCAGGUGUAUUAUGUCCACAGCACUAUGGGUAAGGCUCUGUGUCAAUAAUAAUAAUAAUAUGCCAUUUAGCAGACGCUUUUAUCCAAAGCGACUUACAGUCAUGUGUGCAUACAUUUUUAUGUAUGGGUGGUCCCGGGGAUCAAACCCACUACCCUGGCGUUACAAGCGCCAUGCUCUACCAAUUGAGCUACAGAGGACUAACCCUCAACACAACCCUCAAAGUGAAACUUUGACCAAAAGGAAGUGACUUAAUAGAUCUCUUAAAAUGGUCUUUAAAAAGCUAGCUGUAAAAUGCUUUUGAAGACCAGCCCGCAUGAAUGUUGGGCCUGUUAUGAUGUCCUCUGUCUUUCCGUUUUAUUCUAUCCAGUACCCAAGUCCAUGAACACCUUUAUGACUCUCUCAAAGACGGUGCUGAAACAAGGCGAGGCCUUGAUGGUUAAUUGUACUGUAGAAAAAGUAGCGAUAGUUUACUUCAGAUGGGAGUUUCCUCGUAAAGAGGUGAGUGAACUAUUGUGUGAAUGAUUAUAUGCAGGAGCGCAACUUUCACUGGGAACGGGGGGGAUAUGUCCCCCCCACAUUCUGAAAUUUCAUUUUUGUCCCCCCCAGUUUUAUCAUUGGAAUGUGAUACAAAACGAGGCAACGGUGUGCUUUAGGACCAUGAGGACGCCUCCGAGCGGUCGGGUAGGCUGUUUGGAGUGUUUAUCCGACUGGAUAAAAAAUAAAUAAUAAUAAUAUGUCCCCCCCACUUCUAAAACCAAAGUUGCGCCCCUGAUUAUAUGUGACACAUAUUACCAAGCAUAAUCAACUCCUUUUUGUUGAUAAUUAUGCUGUUGCUAAGCUGUUCUUACUUUUGUUAUAUUUUGUUUCCAUCUGAAGAUAAUUGAGCCAUUGACAGACUUUCUAUCUGGGAACCGGGAGCUCAGAAUCCGCUCCUUCUUGAACAUCUCCAGUGCUACUCUGGAGGACUCUGGCCAGUACAUCUGCCGGGUACAGGACACCAUGUCAGGACAGUCAGCCAUGGUUCAUCUCACUGGCACUGUUCUGGGUGAGCCCAUUGAGCCCUCAAAGCUUUUCCAAACUCACAACAUUAGCCUAGUAACACUUUUUAAUUCAUCAACUGAAAAAGCGGAAAUACUAUGCAUUGGGGGCUCAAUGGGCUUUGUGUACUUCUGUUUUGGAAAGUCACUAACUGAUUGAGGUUCUUGUCAUGUAUCUAUAAGGUAGUAAUCUUCUAUCCCAAUGCCAUGUUACAGAACGGGGCUUUGUGGACUUGGAACCUUCCGUCAGCACCAAUGUUUCAGCGAUGCAGUACGAGAGCAUUGAGCUCACAGUGCAGAUCGAAGCGUAUCCCAAACCUCAGGUGCUAUGGACCAGAGACAACACCACCCUCGCUGGGGACACGGUAUCCAUAGACACCAAACAGGUGCAUAAGACCAGGUACCCAUCAUACAUGUCAUGUACAUCCCAACGGAAUAAAAUAUUUGAUUAUGAUGACAAUCAAUGCAUAAGCCCCAUGAUAAAUACAUAGAAUUAGACACAUUUCUGUUGUUCGCUGUAACAUGGACAAUAAAGUUGUAUUGAUAUUGAUUGCGUUCUGUUCCUUUUGACCUUUGACCUCCAGUUACCUCAGUACUCUGACCUUGGUAAGGGUCAGGAUGGAACAGAUGGGUCUCUACACCGUCCAGGUGGCCAAUGAAGAUGACGUCAAAGAGAUAACCUUUAACCUGCAGGUCAAGGGUAAGAUACAUACACAGCUGAGAUAUUAUUAUCCGCUCUGGAGCAUUAGACGUGUCUACAUUACAGAUGGGAUCACAAUUCACUCAGCCAUUUUACUUUAUUGAGUUAUCACAUUGGAAUUUAAAGGAUGUUGAACAGUUUAUUUCUAGUGAUAAAACAAUGAUCUACCUAUGUUUCACUACUUACUUUUCACAGUCUCAUGGGAUAUUCCCUCUCCCUGCAGCUCCCUCGAAGAUAAUAGAUCUGUCUGACCAGCACAUGGACCAGGGCCACGGUGUGCUCUGUGUCACAGAGGGGGUCCCCACGCCCACCAUUCACUGGUACAGCUGUGAAGGCAUGGGAACGUAAUAAAUACAAACACAAUGAAGCAUAUUCAGCCUCUUCAGUUGUGUUGCGACUUUCUCCUCUCAAACUGUAGAGGGUAGUGCAGCACUAGGGUCACAGCCGUAAACAUUAGAGUCGUAAUUGUUAGACCUGUUGCUUAUUUUAGACACUCAAUAGUCUAUAGUGUUUUUUUCAGUCACCCAAUAUUUCACUUAGAUAGAAAGUCUCACAAACUGAACAAGCAUAUUUUCCAGGGUUGGGGUCAAUUACAUUUCAGUUCCAGUCGAUUCAAGAAGUAAACUGAAAUUCCAAUUCCAAUUCUCUUCAAUGCUUUUCAAUGAAGAAAAUGUGGAAGUGGAAUUUGAAUUUGGUCUGCUUUCUGAAUUGACUGGAAUUGAAAUGGAAUUGACCCCAACUCACCACCAAGAUAAUCCACAAUUAUGACCUCAUCACCCAGAUGCAGCAGUAAGACCACAGCAUGGAAGCCUCUUCUGGCUGAUCCAGACAACGUCAGCAUCCAGGUGAACGUGAGCUGCAUUGAGACCUCAGGAGUCUACCAGGUCCACAGCCUGUUGACCUUUCAGACCAUGGAGAGUGUUAUGUCAGUACGCUGUGAGGCCCGCAACGACAGAGGUCGCAGGGCCUGGGAUAUCAAACUCGUCUCCAACUGUAAGCACUGACUCAGCAUUAGUUAAAGUCAAUGACUAUGACACAAUGAAAAUAAGUAUUUUCAGUAACUAUCAACAACUGAUGUCAAAUAACUUUUGAUUAACUGAUGAAAAUACUCUUUGACUAACAGAGUGUAUAAUAUGUCAUUUAGCAGACGCUUUUAUCCAAAUACAUAUUUUACAUAUGGGUGGUCCCAGGAAUCAAACCCACUACCCUGGUGUUGCAAGAGCCAUGUUCUACCAACUGAGCUACAGAGGACCACCUGUUGUAUGAGCUCCUUCUCUCUCUCUGUGUGUGUCCGCAGCUCUGUUCUCCCAGGUGGCUGUGCUGGCUGCAGUGUUAGCCCUGGUGGUCAUUACCGUCAUCUUCCUCAUCAUCCUCAUCGCCCUCUGGAGAAAGGUGACGCACACACAGAAAUCCAUCUCCAUCUCCUAAUACUAAUACAUGGGCCUUAUCAUAUAUAGUGCUUUUCAAGGACCCAAAGUCACUUCCCAUCACAUUUGUCUUGAUAGUGACGCUACUGUUGAAAGAUGAGACUGUGACAUUAGGGAUGAUGACUGGAGUCUGGCCAGUAGGUCUAAAUGGUCUUCAUGUGGAACUGAACUGCCACCUAAGUCACAGCCUUGAUGACAUAACAAACAUUUGUGUGGGUAUAUGAUGGUCAUGUUAUUCUAUGUAUGCCGAAUCAAUUUGAUUCUAUGUAUUUAUGUGGAAUCCGCAGCACUCUUUAAUUGUCCAAGACACAUCUCCCGUCGGGGACAAUAAAGUAUAUCAUAUAUAUAUAUAUAUAUAUAUCAUUUAUAAAACUGUGACAGGCUUUUGUCUCUGCCUUCAGAAGCCCCGCUAUGAGAUUCGAUGGAAGGUGAUGGAGUCAGUGAGCUCAGACGGCCAUGAGUGCACCUACAUCGACCCUAUGCACCUGCCCUAUGACUGUGAGUGGGAGGUGCCCCGAGACAGCCUGGUCCUGGGUGAGGGAAUACUACAACUCAGGAAAUCUGUUUUAGCAUAAUUGUGUGAAUACUGUAGCCUAUAUACUGUAUAAAUCAUACUUUAUUGAUAGAUUUGGCAUUAGCUAAGCUAACAGUACACCUCAUUUUCUGUCACACUAGGUCACACUCUGGGAUCUGGAGCGUUCGGGAGGGUCAUGGAGGCCACAGUAUAUGGACUUGGUCACACCCAGUCCACCCCCAAAGUGGCUGUGAAGAUGCUCAAGUGUGAGUGCUUUAUGCUUUACCAACAUCUUCAAAACAUUUCCUCAAUUUUACACACAAACCACAGACCUAUGUCCUCUUUCUCUACCACUGAAUAAUAUUGCAACGCUGUGUGUUCUCCUAUUACCUUUGACUUACAGCCACAGCGAGAAGCAGUGAGACUCAGGCUCUGAUAUCUGAGCUGAAAAUAAUGAGUCACCUUGGGCCCCAUGUGAACAUCGUCAACCUACUGGGGGCCUGUACCAAACGAGGUGGGAACUGGGAAACAUACCACUACUUUAACGACUUAGGGUUAGAUUCAAUCGAAUUCUCUUUUUUUGUCUGUGCACCUUUUAAUGGCAAUGUUUUUGUGUUCGUGGAAACCGUAUUCAUGAUAAACGCUGCAUAUGUCGGCUCAAUUGGAAAUUACCUUUAAAUGUCAAUCGCGCUAUAACGCAGAUCUUCCGCGGUCCGGAUUGAAUCUAGGCCUUAACAUAUUACCAUAUGUCAGCCAAAGUGUGUGUGUUAACAACUGCCCCAUUUUUCUCUGUCCUGAAGGACCUAUUUACCUAAUAACUGAGUACUGUCGCUAUGGCAACUUGGCUGACUACCUCCACCACAACAAGCACACCUUCCUGCAGUCCUACGCAGAUAGAAACCACAGGGAUGCUGACAUGUGCAGCAACAGCACAGAGAGUGCAGUCCAAAUCCCCCCAAAAAGGCAAGACUGCUUCCCUCCAAAAUACACACUACUGACUUCACAAUCAAAGACAUACUGUCACUUACUGUUGCGUGACAUUUGUGCCCCUUUGUGUUUGGCAGAGAGAGCGAUGGGGGUUACAUGGACAUGACCAAGGAGGAUUCUUUAAAUGUUGUCCCCAUGCAAGAGCUGAGCGAUAACAUCAAGUAUGCAGACAUUGAGCCGUCAGUCUAUGAGACAACCUACCAUCAGGACAGCAACCAAGGACAAGGUAGCGAUGCCUGUUCAUAGCAACUAAAUAUCAAUUAUAAACAGAAGGCAUUGAUUCUGAAGGCAUUGAUUGCCAUUCUGUUUACAGAUGUUUUGAUGAAAGCUUGGUUGAUCUCUGCCUAUUAUGGUAAGCAGCCUACAAACAACACGUCUGAUAUAGUGAAAACAACACUAACCCUCAGCCUGCCGAAGUGGAAACAAACUAACCCUCAGCCUGUUAUAGUGGAAACAAUACUAACCCUCAGCCUGAUAUAGUGGAAACAAUACUAACCCUCAGCCUGAUAUAGUGGAAACAAUACUAACCCUCAGCCUGAUAUAGUGGAAACAAUACUAACCCUCAGCCUGCUGAAGUGGAAACAAUACUAACCCUCAGCCUGAUAUAGUGGAAACAAUACUAACCCUCAGCCUGUUAUAGUGGAAACAAUACUAACCCUCAGCCUGAUAUAGUGGAAACAAUACUAACCCUCAGCCUGUUAUAGUGGAAACAAUACUAACCCUCUGUCACGCCCUGGCUCUGGGGACUCUAAUAUGUUGAGCCAGGGUGUGUAUAGUCUAUGUGUGUUCUAGGUUUCACUUUCUGGGUUUUGUAGAUCUAUGUUGGCCAGGGUGGCUCCCAAUCAGAGAUGGCUGUAGCUCGUUGUCUCUGAUUGGGAGUCAUACUUAGGUAGCCGUUUGGCACUCUUUCUUUGUGGUUUCUUGUUCGUAUUUGGUUUGUGUAUUGCUAUUGACUGUCACGUCAUCGUUUUGUUGUUUUGAUCGUGUGAUCAUUAUCAUAAAUAAAUAUGUUCGCCUUCAACGCUGUGCCUUGGUCCUCCUCUAUGUAUGACGAUCGUGACAGAAGAAACCACCAAGAUGUGACCAAGCAGCGUGUCCAGGAGCCAUCGCCAGGGAGAUCUCUAGCAGAUCUCCUUCGCCUCCUCGACUGGGUCAAGCCGAGUGAGGAAGAGAAGGGCUUGACAUUGUGGCAGAAGGGCGAAAGGCUGGCGAGGGACAUGGAGACCUGGUCCACGGGUAGGAGAGACGGCCAGAAAUUUUUUAGGGGGGGGCUAACGCCGUGGACGACGGGCCAGCAGGAGACCGCGGCAGAGCGGCCCAGCGGAUUGGCAGAGGAGGCCGCCAGGUUACGGGGGCCACUGGUCGAAGAGGGGGUGGAAGGUGUAGAGGCACGGCGAGAGGUACUGGGGUGUGUUACCAGUCCGGUCCGGCCCAUUCCAGAUCCCGGCGUAGGACCAGUGGUGUGUGUCCCCAGUACGGUCCGGACUGUUCCUGCUCCCCGCACCAAGUCAGUGGUGCGCUUCGUCAGCCCGGCUCGGCCCGUUCCUGCUCCCCGCACCAAGUCAGUGGUGCGCUUCGUCAGCCCGGCUCGGCCCGUUCCUGCUCCCCGCACCAAGUCAGUGGUGCGCUUCGUCAGCCCGGCUCGGCCCGUUCCUGCUCCCCGCACCAAGUCAGUGGUGCGCUUCGUCAGCCCGGCUCGGCCCGUUCCUGCUCCCCGCACCAAGUCAGUGGUGCGCUUCGUCAGCCCGGCUCGGCCCGUUCCUGCUCCCCGCACCAAGUCAGUGGUGCGCUUCGUCAGCCCGGCUCGGCCCGUUCCUGCUCCCCGCACCAAGUCAGUGGUGCGCUUCGACAGCCCGGCUCGGCCCGCUCCUGCUCCCCACACCAAGCCAGUGGUGUGCGUCGUCAGUCCGGCACGGCCCGUGCCUGUUCCACUGGUGGCUGGUCCGGCACCAGUCAGAUGCUUUACGCCGGAGCUAGAGCAAUCCGCUCCACCAGUGUGCAGUCCAGCUCCGGCCAGCGGGGCCAGACCGGACCAGGGGUACUUUGGGGGGUUGGAGAGGGAGCGGGGAUCAGGCCCGGAGCCGGAUCCGCCGCCUAAGCGGAGUGCCCACCCGGUCCCUCCCCUGUGGUGUUUGGUGGGCGCGGUCGGAGUCCGCGCCUUUAGGGGGGGGUACUGUCACGCCCUGGCUCUGGGGACUCUAAUAUGUUGAGCCAGGGUGUGUAUAGUCUAUGUGUGUUCUAGGUUUCACUUUCUGGGUUUUGUAGAUCUAUGUUGGCCAGGGUGGCUCCCAAUCAGAGACGGCUGUAGCUCGUUGUCUCUGAUUGGGAGUCAUACUUAGGUAGCCGUUUGGCACUCUUUCUUUGUGGUUUCUUGUUCGUAUUUGGUUUGUGUAUUACUAUUGACUGUCACGUCAUCGUUUUGUUGUUUUGAUCGUGUGAUCAUUAUCAUAAAUAAAUAUGUUCGCCUUCAACGCUGCGCCUUGGUCCUCCUCUAUGUAUGACGAUCGUGACACCCUCAGCCUGAUAUAGUGGAAACAAUACUAACCCUCAGCCUGCUGAAGUGGAAACAAUACUAACCCUCAGCCUGAUAUAGUGGAAACAAUACUAACCCUCAGCCUGCUGAAGUGGAAACAAACUAACCCUCAGCCUGUUAUAGUGGAAACAAUACUAACCCUCAGCCUGUUAUAGUGGAAACAAUACUAACCCUCAGCCUGAUAUAGUGGAAACAAUACUAACCCUCAGCCUGCUGAAGUGGAAACAAUACUAACCCUCAGCCUGAUAUAGUGGAAACAAUACUAACCCUCAGCCUGAUAUAGUGGAAACAAUACUAACCCUCAGCCUGUUAUAGUGGAAACAAUACUAACCCUCAGCCUGUUAUAGUGGAAACAAUACUAACCCUCAGCCUGCUGAAGUGGAAACAACAUUAACCCUCAGCCUGUUAUAGUGGAAACAACAUUAACCCUCAGCCUGAUAUAGUGGAAACAACACUAACCCUCAGCCUGUUAUAGUGGAAACAAUACUAACCCUCAGCCUGUUAUAGUGGAAACAAUACUAACCCUCAGCCUGUUAUAGUGGAAACAACACUAACCCUCAGCCUGUUAUAGUGGAAACAAUACUAACCCUCAGCCUGUUAUAGUGGAAACAAUACUAACCCUCAGCCUGAUAUAGUUGAAACAACACUAACCCUCAGCCUGAUAUAGUGUGUUGGAGGCAUUUCAACAUCCCUGUCAAACAGAUGGCGGGUAGACCCUGUCUCUGAUGUUGAAAUGCUGCUGAAGAGACCAAAAUAGGGAAGCCUCUCUCUCCACCUUGAUUUUUGACAUGCAAGCAGCUUCCAUAAUAAGAUAUUGUUCAUGUUUCAACCUCAUUUGUAACCAGACAUUGCCUUUAAACAGUACUUUGAUCAAAACCAUCAGUUGUUAAUUUGUCUGCACAGUUUGUCUCAUAGUUUGUGACUAUUGUUCGUUCUCUGUUAUGUUGCUCAUGCCAAGAGAGAGCAGACGUGGCGACGUCUAUCAAUGACUCCCCUGUUCUGAGCUACACCGAUCUAGUGGGGUUCAGUUACCAGGUGGCUAAGGGCAUGGACUUCCUGUCAUCCAAGAACGUAUGACUCAUUACAGCUUGUCUAUAUCCGCUUUAACAGAUUCAACUAACAUAUGGAAUAGUUUCACAAUCCAUUCUUAUUCAUACAGUAUCACGUAAUAACAUUUCAUGCCAUGUCACAUCAAACAUUCAUUAAUUACUGAUGCCACGUGGAAAUUAUCUUAGUGAACCCACAUGACACUUCAAUAACAGCUUGUCUGAACUGUUGUCCCUGUCCUCACAGUGUGUUCACCAUGACCUGGCUGCCAGAAACGUUCUCAUCUGUGAGGGAAAGCUGGUUAAGAUCUGUGACUUUGGCCUGGCCCGUGACCUCAUGAAUGACUCCAACUACAUAGACAAAGGCAGUGUGAGUAUGUUUAAGGUAUUUGACUUUAUUGAACAGAGAUAGAGAGGGUGAGCGUGAGGAAACAUGUCCCCCCCCCCCCACAUUCUGAAAUUCUAUUUUUGUUCCCCCAGUUUUAUCAUUGGAAUGUGGUACAAAACGAGGCAACGGUGUGCUUUAGGACCAUGCGUACGCCUCCGAGCGGUCGGGUAGGCUGUUUGGAGUGUUUAUCCGGCUGGAUAAAAAAUAUAUGAUUAUGUCAUCCCACUUCUAAAACCAAAGUUGCGCCCCUGGUGUGUACUAAGUAAUGGAGGGGAAGAAACCAUCAAACAGCCAUUAUGUUCUGAGGUGAAAGUGAUUGAAACUGAAAGGCUGUUUUUAUAAGGAACUUCCAGGCGUGGGUUAAUGUGACGCACUUUGUGCAAACUGGUUUAAGCUUUUUUUUAUUUUUUAUAUCUUUACAGAUCUGCUGUCUUGCUGGUUAAUUCUGUACAUCCUGAGUAUAAAAUAUGUUUUAGGUAAAAAAGCUGGCAUAUAAUAUGUUCUGAGGGUUUUUAAAUGCUAAAACUUCCCACUGGAUUGAAGUUGUUGUUGCCAGAAAUGUAGUUCAGUUAUGGGAUAUCUGGGCUGUGAACUCAGGUUAUUUUCUUGGCUGGUUUUUUUUUUUUUGGUGGUAGAUCAGGAGAGGAUGUGAAACAGCUUUCCCAGAGUCAUUAUGGUAUAGACGGUACAGGACUUUGGUCAGACUACCAAAACAAUGUCAAGUAUUGUCGCUGUACCACAAACAGAAUGCCAUUUGCCACAAGUACACCUGUAAUUCUAUAUUGCACCUGUCUUAACCUAAAAUGGGUUACCUAAUGUCCUCUGUAGCUCAAUGGUUACCUAACAGUACGCAUGACUGAAUGUCGCUUUGGAUAAAAGCGUCGCUUUGGAUAAAAGCGUCUGCUAAAUGGCAUAUAUUCAUGUUUGUCUCUGAUAUUGUAGACAUUCCUGCCACUGAAGUGGAUGGCUCCAGAGAGUGUCUUCCAGAACAUCUACACAACCUUGAGCGAUGUUUGGUCUUUUGGCAUUCUGCUUUGGGAGAUCUUUACUCUGGGUAAAUAUAAUAUUCUCUGCAUAUUAUGGACGUAUUUUGAUUGUUUCUUUAUUGCAACUAGAGGUCAUUUAUGAAUGCAUGUCUUGAUAUUAGGUAUGUGCUCUGUUUUUGGCUUGAUAUUAGGUAUGUGCUCUGUUUUUGCCUUGAUAUUAGGUAUGUGUCUUGGUUUUUGCCUUGAUAUUAGGUAUGUGCUCUGUUUUUGCCUUGAUAUUAGGUAUGUGCUCUGUUUUUGCCUUGAUAUUAGGUAUGUGCUCUGUCUUUGCCUUGAUAUUAGGUAUGUGCUCUGUCUUUGCCUUGAUAUUAGGUAUGUGCUCUGUUUUUGCCUUGAUAUUAGGUAUGUGCUCUGUUUUUGCCUUGAUAUUAGGUAUGUGCUCUGUUUUUGCCUAACUUCAGGAGGAACACCCUAUCCUGAUAUUCCCAUGAAUCAACAGUUUUACACAGGCUAUAGGAUGGCCAAACCCGCUCAUGCUACAGACGAGAUGUGAGGCCUCGUCCGUCUCUCUUUGUCUGUAGGAAUGAUUGUGGUUGUAAGUAAAACAUAGGACGAGGUGACAUUAACUCUGAGUUUGAUUUUGUUUCUUUCAGCUAUGAUGUCAUGUGCAAGUGUUGGGAUGAGAAAUUGGAGAAGAGGCCACAGUUCUCCUCUCUGGUUCAUUCGAUGGGAAACCUGCUGUCUAAGGCUUAUAGAAAGGUACCGACAUCCGUGAUAGAUAAUCCUCAACACUACGGCGAUUUAAUAUGUUGAUUUCUCAUGUAUAUCUACAAUUAAUAGAUACAUAUCAUUUCCAAACCGUCCCAGAAAUACACCCAGGUGAAUGAGAGCUUUCUGAAGAGCGACCACCCAGCUAUAGUCAAGACCAAACCUAGACCAGCAGGGAACAUGGCUGUGUCUCCAGAGGACGUCUCCUUGGUCUCCCCGGGGGAUCUAGCAGGGCAGGAGACAGGGGAGACCUGGGAGGAGGCUGGCCCCUCCCAGACUGAAUACAUCAUCGACGUCCCAGAUAUCCAUGUAGCCAUAGAGGCAGAAGCAGGAAGUGGUGAGGUGCUGGACACCGCCACACAGAGUACAUCAAGGUAUCACAGGACAUUCUCUCCACAGAGUGUGUGUCUAUUCUGUGAACCCGGUGGCUGCCAGUUUGCCACAGGAAGUGUGACUGCAUGAGUCAGGGGCAGCAUUUGAGGAUUGCCCAAUUCUGCACUGCCUCAUGUCAUGUCAGCUUUCCUUCAAAGCUUUUUGGACGUUGGGUUUUUGUUUUUCUUGCUUAUUGUUAUCAAUAAUUGGCCAGCCACACUCAGGCUUAUGAUAACACCGUUCUAUUGAUUUUCAUCUGACAGUAAUAAAGCCGCAAUAAAGUAAAACCACUGUUUUUUUUCUGCUACCUUCCAUUGUUAGCCCUCCUACCACGACUGACCAGAAUGAUACUGAUACAGCCUCCCUAGAGCCAGAAACCUCCCUAGAAGAGCCAGUAGCCAGCACAGAGGAAGAGGUAUCUGCCCCAACACAAGAAGACGAGCUCCCCCAGUCUCCAUGCACCCCUGAAGUGGAGGAGAGUUUCCUGUAGCCUCAUUAGGGAGCUGAUGUUAAAGGUGUCUACUGUACAGGACAAUGUAUAUUAGUUAAACACUCUAAACACAUUAUCUUACUAUUUUUCUCAUUAUUAUUUUUGUAUAUUGGUGAUAUAUAUCUUUGAGGUACUCUUUCCCUUUUAAUUUUAUGAUUUACAAAAAACAGCGUCAGCAGUUUGACGAAUGCCAAUGGAUAUGGUCAUAUUAUAUACAAUUUGUAUCUAAUUGAAGUUGCCAAACUGUAAAGAUAAGUAUAUUUGAAGAGAGAAUACAUAAUUUAUUUAGAAUGUACAGAUGUAGGAUCUUAAUUUGAUCACCCUGUUGCAGGAGAACUUGUAGUGUAUUUGAGGUUUAAAAGGGCUUCUGACAUUUUUUAUUUCCACUUCGAAAUUUCAGACUUGAUUUUCCCAUACAAAAAAUGUAUCAACCCUUACAAAAAUGUCCAUUAAUUAUAGUCCACAUAAUAAUUCACAUUUCCUGUUGCUGCAGGAUUAUUUUCCUGCUGUAGCAAACAGGCUCAAAUUAAGAUCCUACGUCUGUAAGUUUGCAGUAUUGCGCCUCUUAUAUUUGCAUUUCUCAUUCUCAUCAAAUGCCUUAUCAAUUUAAGACUAAAUUAUGUUUUGUAUAAUUGAUGAAAAACAUUAAGCACUACAUUUUUAUUUAACCUUUAUGUUGACAGGGAGUCGAUGCUGAGACCAAGGUCUAUUUUCCAGAUGAGCCCUGUUUAGCACAACAAUACACAUUAAAAUACAAAAUGCACAUUCAUAUACACAUUUAAAUAGACGUUAUUAUACACAACACACAUUAAGCAAACACAAUCAUAAACAGACAUUCUUGAAAGGCCCUAGAGGCACCAAUUCUUCAAAUGUUAAAGUGUAUUGUAGAUCAAUCCACACGUAAGGUGUAACAAAACUAAAGGCAGGUCUACCCUAUCUAAGGGUACUCAUGCUAUUUGUUGGUCAGGGUUGUUCCAUCAGGUUUCAGUAGCAUAUUAAAGGCACUGAUUGUAAAUGUCAGAAUUCAUUUGUGAUGUUACAUGUUUCAUAAAUAGUACAGCGUAUCUUUGUUGUGCCUAAUCUUUUUGCCUGGCUAGAGCAUUGUCUUGUACAGAAAGCUGUUGAACUUCCAGCUCUAUACUGAAAGGCCUAUGGCAAGUGUCCUUGAGUGUGUCAGCUCAGACACAUUGAAAGGGCAUUUGAUACUUCACAUGCAAUUUCUUGAGAUGUACUAAAUGACAUAGUUUUCAUUAUGUUUUAAUGGUUUUUCAUGUCUUUUAAUUAGCGGCAUUUGCUUAUUUAUAUUUAAAAUAUAUGUAAUAAAGAUGUUUACUCUUGUUUCCACUCAUGUCUGAUUUAACUGACCAUGUGUUAAAACAUUGUCUAAACGUUGUUAUACUACUAAAAGACAAUGAUUCAUCCAUCAAAAUAAUUCAGAACACCCAAACUACUUUAACAUGUACUGGCUGUAAGCACUGUGGGAGGUGAGUUUGGGGAAGUUGUGACGGCAUGAGGAUAUCAGGACUUACAAGCCACCCCAGUCAACUAGUUCCUUAACAACCCUUGAGUAGAGCGGACAGACUACACAGAGACAGACAGAUAGACAGACAGAGACAGUGAGAGGGACAGAAUAUGCUCUUCCUGGCCCUUUUCCUGGGCAUUAUGCUCUGCACAGCCCAAGGUAAGCACAUUAAUCAAUGCUACCCUAGUGAUAUUGUAGGAAGUAGUUUAAAAUCAGCUCCUUUGUUCUCUGAAUAUUGUUCAGAGGAUAUGUUGUGAUUUUUUAACCAACGAGACAUUUAAAUCUCAUGGUGCUGUCAAUAUUCACUAAAAUGUAUCAUAUGUUCAUGUGUUGUUUUGAUAAAAAAUUACCAUAGUUUUAUUGUAUUUUGCAUAGAUAAAAUGGGCAUUAUAACAGUCAAAUAUGUUUGUUUUAAAUAUUUAACACUAUAGAUACAUGCAAUUUAAUCUUAAUUACAUUUUAAACAUAAAAAUGUAACCAUGGAUGUAACAGAAUUUGGACUCAAAUGGAUAAAAUGUCAGUGACUUUGAGGUAUUCUCCUUUAGCCAAGACUGUUACAGUGAGAGCAGGUGUUUAGCUUUGUGGGUUCUGACAUCGGAGAGCAGGGGGGACAGGGGGAUCACGGUGGGGGACACACAGAGCUAACAGAACCUGUCCAGCUCCUGGUGGGUCCCCCCACUCCGCCACCUCCCCAGAAAAAGCAGAAGUGAGAGUGGGAAUGGGAAACAGGCCCCCCGAGACCUGGAUCCGUCCAGCAAGUCCCCAGCACAAUGUGUUUCCUGGAGCUAGACGCUAUCGGGGGUUUCGUUUAAAACGUUUCCACACACAAAAAUACACUUAAACCAGCUCAGGAACACUCUCAUUUCCCCUUUCUCCCUGAAAAAAACCACUCAAAUAUGAAAUAGUCAGAAAUGCGUUUAUUGCAAAAUAAUUCUCGCUGGUGACGUUGAUGUAUACCAAGAAAUUACAUUUUCCUUGAAUCUUACCCCUUUUCUAUGGAUGAUCUCUAAGGCAUUACCAUUGAAAUAACUCAUAAUUCACCAUAUGAUAAAAUUCUGUCAGGUCAGUAACAGCAAAUGACAUAACUUUGGUACUGAAGUGUUGGUAUCAUGCCUGACAAAGGAGAAAUUCAAGAUGAUGAGCUUCACUGAUUCAAAGUAAGUGGAUUGUUUGAUGUCCAUUUAUUUUAUUUUAUACAAUACAAGUGAAAUACUGUGUUGUACAGUCAAAUAAAAUGUAUUUUUUCUUGCAGGUUUGUUGGCGUGUUAAAAUGGGAAGUCUUCACUCAACAUUCAACAAUGAGACAAUGUGUUUUCACCCUCUUUCAGGUGACAAAGAACCCCCUGCCAGUGAACCAGUUGGCAUGACCAUGGGGGCCCUUAAACCAGUCUUCCUCCCAGCCAACCCAGAGUCCAGUCAGACUCCUCCAGACCCGGUGGUGGCCCCUACGUCUCUCUGCUGUGGAGUGGACGAGCUGAAACAGUUACUCUCCCAACUGACCCAGGACCAGCGAGAAGCUGCUAGCUGGAGAGUAGAGGUGGUCAAGGUGCUGUCUCAGCUGGUCCAGGAGCACCGAGAGGUGUCCAGCGGCCAGAGGGAGGUCGUCAAGCUGCUGACGGCCAUGAAGGACCAGGGAGCUCAGCACCUGAAUGACCUGCAGAACCUGGGCAGACACCAGAGUCUCCUGGUGGAGAACCACCAGGCCCUGCUGCUACAGGUGUCUCGCAUCUCCACCCACCUCCAGGAACUGGCCAAGAAACCCAACGCUGACAGCCAAUGAGACGCUCAGAUCUUAACCUGCAUGAGACAGGCUGUCCAAUCAGGAUGAAUAAUCUUCAUAACAAACUAAGCAGCAGUUCAAUCCAGUUUCAGAUUGUGGGCAAUAACCUGCUACUAAACCAAGCUUGGUCAAUAAGGCAUACAAUAGAGAAUGCACUGAUAAAGUCAAUUUGCUUGUAUGGAUUUAACAAUGAACUGAUGAACCAAUCACAGUCUGAUAUCCCAAUACUAAAUCACAUGAUCUGAUUUGUUUAUUUUUGACUGUUUUAGAUUAGAACAUCCAUGAUUGAUUACCAAUGUAUAGCAUCACUGUCUGAAUCGCCUAAAAACCAAAUAAACAGAUUCAAAAUAACAUUUAUUUUACAAGUCUUCUUUGUGGAGCUCCACAAUUUCCUGGUUGCUAAAAUUCUAAUAGUUAGCCUAAUUUCAGUUAAUGUGAUAAAACAAGCAAUGUAGAGAAUCAUGGCAGAAUCCAAACCGCUGUGAAAUAACAUUUCAAUAACCCAAAAUAUUGUAAUUUCAGCUGUUUGAAGCUGGUGUACAAACGAGAAAGUAAAAGACGCAAAAACUAAACUUAAGAACAGGAAGCAUAGAAAUAGCGCACAUAGAACAGAUCUACCGCUUCUUAGGCCUGCUUUCAAUGAGAACGACAGAUCUAUAACUCAUAUUUCUAUGUGAAUUUGGUCGGGUCGCCCAAAACGUUACAUAUUGCAGCUUUAAAUUGUUCUUCCUCUUCCAUCCAAGGUAGAUCAUGUUCUAUCUAUCUGUCCAGCUCUACAUUUACUACUGAUGACUCAAUUCUGUCUGACUAUUACUCCACCCUCCUUAUGCAAGGAUGAAUCAGUGAUAUAUGUUUUCAGUUGAGGUCUUUAAAAUGUUCAAAACAUUUUUGACCACCACCCUGAAAAACAACAAUUUGUACAACAAACUGUCCGUAACGCAUUCAAUCACCCUACAAAUGUGUCAAAGUGAGAGAUCUCUGAACAAAUGUUCACAUAUUUUUUUUUUUUAUUGAUUGAAGUUGAAGAUCAAAUAUAUAAACUGAAUAAAUACAAAUCAGUGGGGCCAUCCACUUGAACAUGUUCAUCCCUGAGAAGAUAGGUUUUAGAGUUACAAAUGUGAUAAUUCAUUGAAAUAUAUUAUUACCAUAAUCUAUGUCUAUAUUCCAUGAAAUGUGAGGGACAUGUGAGGGACAUGUGAGGGGACAUGUGAGGGGACAUGUGAGGGGCUUGUGAGGGACAUGUGAGGGACAUCUGAGGGGACAUGUGAGUGGCCAUGUGAGGGUAAGUGAGGGACAUGUGAUGGACAUGUGAGGGACAUGUGAGGGACUAAUCAUCCUGAUUGAUUAUUCCUGGUUCUGUCUUUGGUUUGUUGACAGAGCGAAGUCCUCCAGUGAUCAAGCUGAACUCUGUGGUGCUGAGGGAGGCUGAGAGGAUUGUGCCUGUUGGAACGCCGUUCACCUUGACCUGUGAGGGGGACAGCACAGUCACCUGGUCUACCACAGCGUUCAAAAAGAGGAACACUAGACUGGGGAGUGUGAUUACCACCGGCACCAUACCCCUUACAGCGGACUACACUGGCACAUACAAGUGUGCGUUUGACAACCAACCAGACCUGUUCUCAGAGGUCCACAUCUAUGUGAAAGGUAAGUGUUUUCAUAAAAUGGGUCAGUAUCUUUUAUGGAUGUUGAGCGUGGGAAAUGUGCUCUAAACAUUUUAGAUGAUCAUUGUUAUUAUAAUCUGUCCAGCUGCCACAGCCACACACAAUAUUUUACGUUUAUCAGCAAAUAUGUCACAAGUUAAGUCAACAUUUCCUCACCACAUAAUGUCAUAUUUAUUGCUCAACCUGUUAUGUUCCUUAUAGAUCCAAAUAACGUCCUGGUAACCCCCCGCGUCCUGAGAGAUGUGAAGGAAGGCAGGGACCUUCUCCUCUGUCAGCUGACAGACCCCAGUGCCACAGACCUGUCCCUCCGUAUGGCUAACGGAGACCCAACACCCCCCGACAUGAACUACACUGUCAAUCCCAGGAGAGGUAUCCUGAUAAGACACCUUCUGACCAGCCACAGUGAAAACUACGUCUGCAGCGCAAAGAUCAAUGGGGUCACAAGAUCCUCCAAAGAUAUCCCCAUCAUUGUCAUUAAAAGUAAGAUGAAGUAGAUGUCUGUGCAUUUUGUAUUUGUUGGACAUUGAAGUUAUUAGUCCCAAAGGCACGGCAACAUUUGGAAAAAGUCAAGGGGUGUGAAUACUUCUGAAGGCACUGUAUUUCAUUUUUGUAACAUCAUCAGACAUAAUUUGUUAGUCGCUCUGGAUAAGAGCGUCUGCUAAAUGACUGAAAUGUCUGUGUGCAUAGGUAGACAGGCCUGUUUUCUUUCCUAGUUCCUUUUACAAUGCCUGACCAGAGGGGGGAGAAGUUGAACAGCAGUAGAUUCAGCACAGUUGUAGCUGUGUGGGCUAAUAUAGUCAAAAUGUUUGCCUUGGGGUAAGUUGAGCCAAUGGGGUAUGUUGAGCCAAUGGCCAUGGGGUAUGUUGAGCCAAUGGUUGAGCUAAUGGCAGUUUGAGCAAAAAUAAGUGUUUUUCCCUCCAGGCGUAAUGCAAGGCAUUAUCGCUGGGAUAUAAGUCUUAUGUUAAAAGGAUUAAAAGGGUUAAAAGGGUUGUUUUUUAAAGUACUAAGUGUAUGAUAGGUGUUAAGCCUGUGUCAAAAGAUGCUUAAAACGAUUGUGAUUGUAAUGAAUUAUGUUUGGGAAAUAAAGAUAGACAUGGCUUUAAAACGUUUUAUAAAAUGGAAACUCAUAUGGUAAUGUUGAUGCAGCACUGACUACACCAAAGUAUAGCAACUGUAGGCCUAUACUAAAGUUGGCAUUGCCACUUGGGUUGUAUUCACUAGGGCUUCAUUUUCCGUUGCAAAACCUUUUGAUACUUUGAUACUAAUGAAUAUCACCCUGGCCCUGCAGAGUUACAGUGGUAUGCACGGGUUUGCUCCAGCCAACACAGCACCAAAAUACCUGAUAGAGCUAAUCAACUCAAGGUCUCGAUAAACUGAAUGAAGUAGUUUUGUGUUGGGCUGGAGCUAAACCAUCCACGUCCAGUAGCUCUCCAACAAUCACCAGGGUCGCUGACCAUUGCAUUACUAUUGUUUUUUGUUGUUUGUUUUUUUUAACCGUUUUAUAAGGGUUAAUGUAGUAUACAUGUAUCAGUUUACCCACCUUUUUAUUUUUGUGAAUAGGGUUUAUUUUGUGAAUAAGUGUUUUUUUGCAUUAGGGUACCCACAUGUUUUACCACUACAUCUUGUCUGACCUAAAUGACAAAGGUAGUAUGAGAAAUGUAUGCACUCACUAACUGUAAGUCGCUCUGGAUAAGAGCGUCUGCUAAACGACUACAAUGUAAAUGUAAAGCAUCUAAACACAUCUACUUCUCUGUGUCUGUUCCAGGUUUGAGUUGGCCACCGUCUGUGUUAAUUGAGGUAGAUGGGUAUGUUAGUAUUGUUGGAGAGCAGCUCCUCAUACCCUGCAUCACCAGUAACCCUAACCACUUCUUCAACGUCACCUGGAAACAUUCCUCUCUCAAAGUAUGUUACACAGUAACCUGUCCUCAAUUUCUGUCGUUAAAUCAUAGAUGUCUCCUCUGUUAGCUUGUAUGAUACAGUAUAUGUCUGAAGAUCUUUUUUAUGAUUUUUUUUUAUACAGGCAUUGAAAGUCUCACAAGAUGUGGACCAGGACAAGCAGGUCCACAUCACCAGUACAGUGACUAUCCCGGCUGUGACCAUGUCUGACACAGGAAACUUCACCUGUACAGCCAUAAAUGAGGCUGGGGCCAACAGCUCCACCACCUACCUGCAGGUCGUAGGUAUGCAUUAGGGAAAGGGAGUGUUGAUCUAGCAUCUAAUAUGUUUCGCUAACAUCUAAUAUGUUUCGCUAACAUCUAAUAUGUUUCGAUAACAUCUAAUAUGUUUUGCAAACAUCUAAUAUGUUUAGUUAACAUCAUCUAACAUGUUUCGCUAACAUCUAAUAUGUUUUGCUAACAUCUAAUAUGUUUCGUUAACAUCUAAUAUGUUCAGCUAACAUCUAACAUAUUUCGUUAACAUCUAAUAUGUUUCGCUACAUGGGAACAUGUAAGCCCGCGAGAUCAGGAUGGUAGUACGAGGCUAGUGUUGAUCUUCACAAACACCAAACACGGAAACCUGUUUUAAAAGUGAAACUCAGCUCAGCAUCCUCAAAGGAAAUUGUGGUGUGAAACUUUAAAAUGUUAAGUUUUGUUGAAGUUCGUGGUCAAAAUAAUGUUCUCUAAUGUUAUCUCUAAUGUUAUCUCUCCGUUUGUCCUUCUCCCUCAUCAGAUGAGCCUUACAUUAGGCUCAUACCCCGCCUGUCACCAAAUCUCUACCAAAAUGGCUCCUUAGUUGAAGUGAAAGAAGGGGAGAACCUUGAGAUAAGCAUUCUGAUCGAGGCCUAUCCCCAAAUCAAGAAGCAGUGGUGGGACGUGCCCAUGUCUCACAGUCACAACAUCUCCACUCAUGACGUCACAUGGGCCGUCCGAGGCAAUAACAGGUAAUUAUUUUCCCAAUAAUUACUCUACAUGAUUUGUCUGCUUCUGAAUGUGUGUUUCACAUCAUUUAUAAAAGAUGCUGAAUAAAUACAGAAGCCUGUGCUGUUAUUUGAUCCUGUCCUGUCACCCUGUAGGUACGAAAGCAGCCUACUGCUACAGAGAGUGAGGUCUGAGGAGAGAGGCCAGUACACCCUCCACACCAGGAGCACACGCCUCGACAGCUCCAUCACCUUCAAUAUCCAAGUCUACCGUAAGUCAAAUCAAAUCAAAUCAGAUGUUGUUGCAGGUGUAGCGAAAUGCUUGUGCGGUCACACCAACAUUCAAACUAGCAAGAAAAUAUGGAGCAAAACUGUGCCGUGUCCUGAGAGUGACAUGAUGAUGACUUACACAGUGUGAUGCUGUCUGUCCUCUCUGACUGAGUAGAGAAACCCAGUGCCAUGCUCAGACUGAAGAAUUCCACCACCCUGAUCUGCACCUCCUCUGGAUACCCAGCUCCCACAAUCCUCUGGUACCAGUGCCCAGGAAUACAAAACACGUAAGUGUAAAAACUGCUGAAGUAAAAAGGGCUUUAUAAACUCAAUUUGAUUGAUUGUAGGUUCUCUAACUGGAUAACAAUAAGACAAAAGCUUUCCACAGUACACGAUGCAGAGAGAGCUGUUUCACUCUUAAAUGAAACAGGCCUACUGUCUGUGCUCUUCCUGAUGUUUCUCUGUUGUCAGGUGUGAUGGGGACAAUGACACCGGUGGAGGUGCAGCGUCUCUUCACCAGCACCAUGGAGGUGCAGAGUGAGCUGAACCUCAGUCUCUCAACUGAGGACGUCACAGUGGAGUGUGUGACCUUUAACUUGGUUGGUGAAGAGCGGGACGUCUUCGUAUCGCGUAAGACGACGAUUACAGACAUACAGUACACUACACAAACAAAAGUUUGGCGAGAUUCUCACAUGGCGCCGGUCGUGUCUUAUUAUGACUAGUACUGAAACAGCCACAGGUUAUUUCUCAUGUCCCUGUGCAGUACUGAAUAAUGUCAUGAGCUGACUUCAAGGGCAUCUAUGUUUUAGAUGUUCCUGCUUCAAUCCCACCUGUAAUAUCCGAGCUGUUCACCCUCACUCUCAUUGGAGCCACCAGCACAGCAGCUUUUCUGUUCCUUCUGCUUGUCAUCGUUCUGUACAAAUACAAGCAGGUGAGCUGCAUUUACUGGCUCGUUCAUUGGCUGUCACUGCCCAAAUACGUUUGCAGUUAGACCAUUACACAACACAUGUUUUCUCUCAUAGAAACCCAAAUAUGAAGUCCGGUGGAAGAUCAUUGAGGACAAUGAUGGGAAUAACUACACCUUCAUUGAUCCUACUCAACUUCCCUAUAACAAGAAGUGGGAGUUCCCUCGUGAUAAGCUGAGGCUUGGUAUGUUUUAUUGCAGUUUUGGGGGUUAAAAUAGAGACCAGUACACGAAACAGUAAUGACUGACUGAAUACUCUGGGUUCCAGGCCAGAUUCUGGGAGCAGGGGCUUUUGGGAAAGUGGUGGAGGCCACUGCCUAUGGUCUGGGGACCGAUGACAACAUGACCACCCGUGUGGCAGUAAAGAUGCUCAAGCGUGAGUUAGCCUCCUCAUACUGUUUGUAAAAUCUUUAACCCUGCAGCAUUGCUUUUAAUUUACAGAAGGAAGUCAAAAUGAUUGUAAAAUACAUAACUGUUAUUGGAUACAUGCUGGCAAUUAGUUCCCAUCAUAGAAGAAGCAGUAUCUCAGUACAUGCAAUAAUGAAAGAGUUACUUCUCCUCAGCAAGCGCCCACUCAGAGGAGAGAGAGGCUCUGAUGUCAGAACUGAAGAUCCUCAGUCACCUGGGAUGUCAUGACAACAUUGUUAACCUGUUGGGGGCAUGUACUCAAGGAGGUGUGACAAACUAUUUUCUGUACUUGCAUUUCCAUAGAAGAAGGUAAACAUGACUUGUUGGUGAGUAUCAUUGGUUAACCAAAUCGGUCAUCUCAUUGUUGUGUUCGACCACAGGCCCAAUGCUGAUGAUCACGGAGUACUGUAGCCAUGGCGACCUGCUGAACUUCCUGCGUGGCAAGGCCAAGCUGUUCCUGGACUCCAUCCUGAGCGUACAAGGGGUUCCAGAGGUUCCAGGGGAUAGUUAUCAGUACAAGAACACAUGUACCCAGGAGUCUCGUGUCAGGAGGUGGGCUGAACUGAUCACUAGCAUGCCUCUCUACUCUCAACUCACUCUCCUUUCUCCAGUCUCCCAGCAGAGACAUGGUUUCUGGGUUAGUGAAAGUGCACCAAAACGAGAAAUGAGAAAAUAGAUGUGAGACAAAGUUUCAGUCUCCACACAUGUUUUAUGUACUGUCAACCAGGUGACAAAGCUGUGUAUUCUAUUAGCCAGUAACCUCCUCCCACUGCCCUCAUUCUAUGCAUUGCUCUCUGUGGUGCCGUAUCACAAUCCACAUUCUAUACUAACAAGGCAUUAACGCCUCGUGACGCACGUCAUGGUCUCUACGUUAUCACUGACCAUACAUUUUAAUUCCUACACAGAAUACACUGAGUGUACAAAACAUUAGGAACACCUUCCUAAUAUUCAGUUGUCUCAAGGCUUAAAUAUCCUUCCUUAGCCUGUCUCCUCCCCUUCAUCUACACUGAUUUAAGUAUAUUUAACAAGUGACAUCAAUAAGGGAUCAUAGUUUUCACCUGGAUUCACCUGGUCAGUCUAUGUCAUGGAAAGAGUUCUUAAUGUUUUGUCCAUUCAGUGUACCUGUACAGUGUAGACCGUAGUGUAACCUCUAAGUCCUCUAUGUGUCUGCAGUGACAGUGGGAUCUCCUGCUCCAGCUCAGACAACUACCAGGACAUGCGUCCAGCGCAGAGGCCCAAACACUGCCCUCUUGGUAAUCAACAUCCAUCUACACACCACAGUAACACAGAGCGGGUUGUUAUACACUCUUCCUCCAUCUUUCUCUCUGCUAGGUUGUGGAGUGGAAGGGUGGUAAUAUACACUGUUAAGUCUCAUAUAGUCUCUCUCUUCCUCUCUCUCUCCCUGAUAGGUUCUUUAUGUGAGGAUCCAGAGACAGGCACCUGGUCGCUGGACAUAGAAGACUUGUUAAGGUUCUCCUAUCAGGUGGCUCAGGGAAUGGACUUCCUUGCAUCCAAAAACGUAAUAGAAAAAUGCAAUUGUAAUUUAAGUCAACUCAUGUAGUGUAACAUGCAGAUUGACACAUGACUAUAUUUUACAUUUACAUUUUAGUCAUUUAUAUGAGUGAAACCCAUGUUGUCUUUGCAGUGCAUUCACAGGGACGUGGCCGCUAGGAACGUCCUAUUGACCGAUGGCUGCGUGGCUAAGAUCUGCGACUUUGGGCUCGCUCGAGACAUCGAGAAUGACUCCAACUAUGUGGUGAAAGGAAAUGUGAGUUAAUGCAAUUUGUAUAAAGAAAUCACUUUAGUUUAGGAAGCUCAGAUUCUCCAAUGAUUGUGAACUAUGUUCCUUCCCAGGCCCGUCUGCCAGUGAAGUGGAUGGCCCCUGAGAGCAUAUUUGACUGUGUGUACACGGUGCAGAGUGACAUCUGGUCCUAUGGGAUACUGCUGUGGGAGGUCUUCUCUCUGGGUGGGUCACACUGGCAUGUGAUGACACAAAUUAUGUCUUAUGUUGAAUCAAAGUAUGUGAGAAAUAUAUAUAUUUUUUUUUAAAUACAUGUUUUGUUGUUAUUUCUAGGUAAGAGCCCAUACCCUAAUGUUGUGGUGGACACCCGGUUUUACAAGAUGAUCAAAGAUGGAUGCCACAUGUCACAGCCGGACUUUGCCCCUCCAGAGAUGUGAGUAUUAUACUUCAGGAUGGACAUAUCAGCGAAGAGCGAUGAAGUAACCUGACAACCUGCUGCAGCAUCUGAAACUGAGUGUUCUCCUCAGAUACACCAUCAUGAAGAUGUGCUGGAACAUGGAACCAACAGCGCGUCCAAACUUCAGUACCAUUGGCCAGCUUAUCCAGAGGCUACUGCCUGACCUGCCAGACCAGGUCAGAUGGACUUCAGUAAUCCACUGUAGAGUCUUUUUACAUUUACAGUCUCUCUCUUAGCAUUCCGCUAACUUCUAAUUAUUUCCUAAAGCUAGAUUUUCUGCACUCCUAAAAAAUGUAUUUACAGUAAGAAUAAUAUAAUUUGGUGGGGUAAAAUGGUUUGGGGACAUCAACACUUUUAAUGUGACACUAAGUAUCCUUUCUUCUGCCAGACCUACAUGAAUGUGCAGGAUGAGACGCCACAGCAGGAGGCGGGAGAGCAGUAUGAUCAAGCUAAGAUUAGUGAGGAUUGUGAUCAGACACUGAACCAGGAAGAAGAGGAGCAGCCCCUGGUGAUGAAGAAUAACAACUACCAGUUCUGCUGA